Molecule: messenger RNA, 3334 nt
Organism: Cantharellus anzutake
Lineage: Eukaryota; Fungi; Basidiomycota; Agaricomycetes; Cantharellales; Hydnaceae
Exons: 5
Coding region: 1-3141 (1046 amino acids)
Molecular function (GO): protein binding
Source: RefSeq, a predicted model, not a curated record
AUGUCACUGCGACAAAAAGCUGAAGGUCUCAGGCGAAAGAUCGAUGAGAUCAUCGCAGCGGGAGGCGAUAUGGCGAUACCAAUUCUUACAGCCAUCAAUGUUGCGGCUGAUAUGUGCCCUCCUCUAAAGAGCGCGACUGGCGGCGCACUCUUCAUCAUUAGCGAGGUUCAAGUUAAAAAUUAUUCAUGCUGGAAGUUCAAGGAGAAUAAUAAGGAAUGGGAGGACUUUGGGAAAUACGUUGUGGACAACGUGGCUGAAGUAGUUGCAGCCAUAAAGUCCUAUGAUCCGUCAACGGAAGAGGCAAAGCCAUGGGUGGAGAGCGCUAAAAAGCUCGAUCGCGUGCUACAGAGGAUCAAGUCGGAAAUCGAACAAAGACGCACAAAAAUAGAGAAGCGGUCAGCUUUUAUCAAUGCAUUAUCGCACUUGAGAGAUCCGGGAAGGAUUGAUUCCCUAAAGAAGGAUCUUGACAAAGCAUUGGCGUCGUUUCAGCUUAGAACGAAUUUAACGGUUGGAGUGAAAUUGUCGGUCAUCGAAGAUGACUUGAUUCUUGGCAGACUCCGAUACCCUGAUGUCGCGCACCAUGACUCAACUCAGGCGUGCCUAGAAGGCACUAGGGUCGGUCUUACGGAGCGUAUCAUGGCCUGGUGCCACGACACUAGGGACAGCGGAAACCGUGUCAUGCUACUCACUGCUGUGGCCGGUGCUGGGAAGACUUCGAUUGCGCACACGAUUGCGGAACGAUGCGCAAGGGAGCGUUCCCUAUUGCUAAGCUUCUUUUUCAAGGCGGGCGAACAGUCGCGGCCUGAUUGUCUGUUCAGCGGGAUGGCUCGAGCGUUAGCAAAGCGGGAUCAGGUUUAUCGCUCCUCCAUUAUCUCUGCUCUUCAGGACGACCCUACACUCUCAACAGCACCAUUCGCGAUGCAAUUCAAGGGGUUGGUGGCUCCACCCCUCCUGCAUAAGCCUCCACUUUCCGACCAUCCUCUGGUGGUCAUCAUCGAUGCUUUAGAUGAAUGUGACGAUGAAGCAUUUGAGUCCCUUGCAAAUAUUCUCCGGGAAGAAGUGCCUAAAUUACCAUCCCCCAUAAAGUUCUUUAUCACAUCAAGGCAAUUCGAUCGUGUCAAUCGCUUCCUCUCAUCCCGUUUCCCAAUCGAUCGUCUUUCCAUUGAUCUCUCGGAUAAUGCAAACGUGCACGAUUGCGCUACAUAUAUACGUUCCCAGCUGGAAACGGUGAAGGAUUGUCAUCCCGAUAUGCAGCAUAAGCUUGAGGACGAGGAGAAAAUGGUAGAGGGAAUCUUGGAACGAGCAGGUGGCUUGUUUAUUUGGAUCAGCACCAUUUUUCGCUACAUGAGGAAGGCCAGCAAGGACCCUAUGAGGACGCUGGAGGGACUGCUCGGCACAGGCGCGAAGGGAUCGGUGGUGUCUGCCGAAGGAAUGAUGGAUCGGUUGUAUACAGGUAUCUUGAAGAAGUGUGGUUGGGAGGAUGGAGAUUUUGCAGAUGACUAUCCGGUUGUGAUGGGGGCCAUCUCCGUUGCACGGCAGCCUUUGUCUGUCGCAGCUUGGGAUGCAAUUUUGUCGCCUUUCUUGAAGUCGUCGGUUCGAUAUACGUUGGUUGAACUUUCACCUCUCCUCUCAGGUCUUGAGGAUCCUGAUAAUCCGAUUCGCAUCUUGCACCAAUCUUUCCGCGACUUUAUUCUAGAACGGAUGGAUCCCCAGUCAAUCAGCCUUCGUUGCAGUCCAGUAGAUGUGGGACGGGAGAAUGCGAGAAUUGCCCUCCGAUGUACUGAGAUUCUGAAUCAGGAUCUCUCCUCUUUAGAGGGCCUCGGACUGAUUGAGGGCUUGCAGAGACAAGAUGUACUGCCGCGCAUUCCUCCAGAGAAGUUAUCCAAGCACUUGCAUUAUGCAUGUCAUUACAUAGUUUAUCACCUCAGUGAAGUCCAGGAACGGUCGCAGGAGCUGGAUAAAUCAGUUUGCAUAUUUCUCAGUCAGCAAGCCACUCGCUGGGUUGAAGUCUGCGUAAGAAUGGAAGGCUACAUCAGUAUCUCGAUACUCCCUGACUGGCCUAAGUUGGUGGUUGACCAAAGGUCAAAAGAUGCUAUCUGCAUGCUGGCCAAUGUGCUUAUCUGGCUCCAGUCGAACCUGCAAUUUUUUUCAAGAUUCAGGGAGGCAUAUGAGGUAGCAAAGGAUUCAGUUGUACUUUGCCGUUGCCUUGUUUCCAUGGACUCAGAGUCCUACACCCCGGAAUUGGCCAUGUCACUUGGCACUUUAUAUUUAGCUCUUUCGGAUCUCGGACGGCACUUGGAGGCGCUCCCAUUCAUCGAGGAGAGCGUCAAACUCUACCGCCAGCUCGUUGCUGUUCACCCAGGAUCAUACACCCCAGAUUUGGCUUUCUCUCUCAAUAAUCUAUGUAACGCUCUUUCGAGACUUGGACGGCACUUGGAGGCGCUCCCAUUCGUUGAGGAAAGCGUCAAACUCCGGCGCGACCUAGUUGCCGUUCACCCAGGAUCAUACAAUACAGAUUUGGCUUGGUCACUCAACAGUCUAUAUGGCGCUCUUUCGAAGCUCGGACGGCACUCGGAGGCACUCCCAUUCAUCGAGGAAAGCGUCAAACUCCGGCGCGACCUAGUUGCUGUUCACCCAGGAUCAUACACCCCAGAUUUGGCUGUGUCUCUCAAUAAUCUAUAUAACGCUCUUUCGAAACUUGGACGGCACUUGGAGGCGCUCCCAUUCGUCGAGGAAAGCGUCAAACUCCGGCGCGACCUAGUUGCCGUUCACCCAGGAUCAUACAACGCAGAUUUGGCUUGGUCACUCAGCAAUCUAUAUCUCGCUCUUUCGAAUCUCGGACGGCACUCGGAGGCACUCCCAUUCAUCGAGGAAAGCGCCAAACUCCGGCGCGACCUAGUUGCCGUUCACCCAGGAUCAUACAAUGCAGAUUUGGCUUGGUCACUCAACGGUCUAUAUGCCGCUCUUUCGAAUCUCGGACGGCACUCGGAGGCGCUCCCAUUCAUCCAGGAAAGUGUCAAACUCUACCGUGAGCUGGUUUCCGUCAACCCAGGAUUACACACCUUGAAUUUGGAUAGGUCACUCAACACACUACGCACCGCUCUUUCUAACCUCGGACGUGAUUCUGAGGCACUAAUCUGAACAACUUGGGUCCCCCUGAGACCUUGGGCCUUCCUAUUUCCCUUUUCAUUGCAUUCCCUUGUUUGCUACUUGUAGUGCACACAGCUCAGUUUGGGGGGUUGACAUUGAUUUUUGGUUUGGGACUAUUGAUGAAACGUUUACGGGUUUUCUACAACUCCCUGUAGCACGUCAAUCGGAUAGGUUAUAUCCUGAC